AUGGUUGGUGGAUUCAUUACAAUCGUGUUUCUUAUAGCUGGACUUGAAUUUGGAUGUAAUGCAGCAAUACCUCUGAAUCUUGAUGAGUCCCAUUAUUACAUAAUCUAUCCUUCCCACAACUCAGGCAACAGUCUCUACUAUGGAGGCAACAGACCAGGAAGCCCAACAAACUCCAACAGUUGUGGUAACAUACGCGGGGUACCAAGCAAAUUAAGAAGUGGAACACAUAUGUACCCAAAGGGACUGACAUCAUUCUAUCAGAAAUACACUGAGGCCUAUGACAUACCAGUUGUCAGUUCUAACCAAGUAAGCAAUGAUGCCUUGAAGCGAGCAUGCUAUACACUCAGGUUUAUGCUGGCAGACAGAUCCGACAUCAGGAAUGCAUUUUACAAAGCUGGGGGCCGUGUAGCAAUAAUUGGCGUCAAUGAAGGCACAACAAGUAUUCCUGAGCACAGCAAUCUCCCAGCAUGGUGGAAUGAGAGAGCAAGGGGUCUGGGAGCUACGUGGGCACAGCCUGUUUCUACCGCUGGGGAGGAGAAUGCUCGAUGUCUUCCCAAUGAUAGAUAUAAGCAAGAUAUAGUUCUGCAUGAGUUCUCUCAUGCCCUGCACCUCAUUGGAGCAAACAAUGCAAUUUCUGGGUUCCAUGAUCGACUCUCUAGCACCGUUGAGGAAUACUGGGCCGAAGGAGUCCAAAGUUACUUUGGUGUAAAUCGUCAUUCUGACAUACCUGAUGGCAUACAGGGGCCUAUCAGUAAUAGGAAUGCUUUGAGAAACUAUGACAUUGGGCUCUACAAUAUAAUUAAGGAGGUUUUCCCCUGCAACAAUGAUUACAUCAAACGCUGUCAAAAGAAUCGAGGUGCUGAACUAAACCAGCAAUUGAAGAUAAACUGUGGGAGUACUGGGGGUGGUAAUGGAGGAGAUGGAGGGAAUAUAACCCCAAGACCUACCAGACCUACAGUGGGAGGUUGCCAGGAUCAGAACCAACACUGCCAAGGAUGGCAAGCUCAGGGAUUAUGCAGCUCAAAUGAAUAUGUCAAACAGAAUUGCAGAAUGGCUUGUGGCACAUGUGGUGGUGGAGUGACUGGAGUCACCCGUCCCUCAGGUAACUGCCAGGAUCAGAACCAGCACUGCCAAGGAUGGCAAGCCCAAGGAUAUUGUAACUCAAACGAAUAUGUGAAACAGAACUGCCAGAAAGCUUGUGGAACAUGUGGUGGCGGAGGGACUGGAGUCACCCCUUCAGGAUGUGCUGACAAAGACCAAAACUGUCAGUGGUGGAGUCAACAAGGAGAGUGUACUAGAAAGGAAUAUGUCAAACAAAACUGUAAAAGAAGCUGUCAAACAUGUGGCGGUGCUGGAAGUGGAUGUAGAGAUCAGGACCAGAACUGCCAAGGCUGGAGAACACAGGGAUAUUGCUCCACCAAUGACUAUGUAAAACAGAAUUGUCGAGCUGCAUGUGGCACUUGCUGAACUAAACCAAAAAUUAAAGGGAC
Molecule: messenger RNA, 1490 nt
Organism: Owenia fusiformis
Lineage: Eukaryota; Metazoa; Annelida; Polychaeta; Sabellida; Oweniidae
Source: the annotation of a GenBank genome assembly